Messenger RNA from Thlaspi arvense, 582 nucleotides. NCBI's taxonomy places the organism in Eukaryota, Viridiplantae, Streptophyta, Magnoliopsida, Brassicales, Brassicaceae. The record is from the annotation of a GenBank genome assembly.
AUGGGAGAAUACAUCGGUUUGUCUGAAGCUUCAGCUUCAACUAUAAGAAGAGCGCAUGCUGUUCACCCGAUAACCGCUGUGCAGCUUGAGUGGUCCUUGUGGUCGAGAGACGUGGAAGAAGAAAUCGUCCCGACCUGCAGGGAGCUUGGGAUUGGGAUUGUUGCUUACAGUCCUCUAGGACGAGGCUUCUUAGCAGCAGGACCCAAGCUUGUUGAGAAUAUGGACCAAGAUGACUUCAGAAAGACCCUUCCAAGAUUCCAACAGGAGAACUUAGACCACAACAAGAUUCUCUACGACAAAGUUUGUGCGAUGGCUGAGAAGAAAGGAUGCACUCCUGCACAACUAGCACUCGCGUGGGUUCACCACCAGGGAGAUGAUGUUUGCCCCAUCCCAGGAACCACCAGGAUCGAAAACCUCGACCAGAACAUUGGAGCUUUAUCAGUGAAACUCACUCCACAAGAGAUGACUGAGCUUGAGGCCAUUGCACAACCAGGUUUUGUGAAAGGAGAACGAUACAGCAAAGCUGUGCCCACUUUCAAGAACUCAGACACUCCACCAUUGUCUUCUUGGAAAGCCGCUUAA